AUGACUAUCAGCGUGGAGAUCAGCGCCAGCGUGGCUCUGAAAAUCAGCAAGGUCGGCGAAGACACAUACCCAGCAACGGAGGCGGGUCCACUGUUCGGAUUGGAUGUUGCCAGCGAGCCUGCCGAGGACAAAAGACACACGUCAAUAAAGGUUUCCCAUGCGUUCCAGUUCCCUCCGUCCUACGCCAACGACGAGAUUUUCAGUUUCAGGGCGUCCAACGUCAAGUACCAGAACGACCUGCUUGCGAAGCUCAGAGACACCAAGGUGGGCGUGAAACAUUUAGGGUGGUUUUUGACGACGAACGGCGGCCGGUUCGUGAGCCAGUCGCUCAUUGAAGCGAUAAUCAGCCAGCAAAACCAGAACCUCACAGAAAACAGAGACUCGACGCCGGUGGUGGUGCUGGUUUUCGACACUCUCAAGUCGAUGGACGGUCUGCUGAGCUUGAGAGCGUUCAAGCUGAGCGAGUCGUUUGUCAGAGCAUGGAAGUCGGACGAGAGAUUUGUGUCGAAAAACCUGUACGAGAACAGACUCACCUACCGAAACAUUUUUGAGGAGGUGCCUCUGAAGAUCAGGAACAGCCACCUGUCGAACUUGAAGCUGCAGGAGCUGAGCCCCGGAUUUGAGGAGGACUCGUGUCUGGAGCUGACGGGCGCGACAUUGGCGUCGAUGAACCUGACCGUGGACAACCUGGCCGAGACGGUCGACGUUUUCAACCACACGCUGGGGAACCUCAACUACUACCAACGCAACUUGUCCAGAGAGCUUGUGAAGAUCAACCAAUGGAAACAGCAGAUCAGACAGCAGAACGAGGAGAAACUCAAGAAAGACCCGAACGCGAAACUCACAGAGACAGAGAACGACUGGCACAGACACUUCAGACUGCCUAUCCAGCCGUCCAAGUACGACAACCUGGUGACGAGCGGGCUGAUAAAUAGCUACUGCAACAGUCUCGAGACCGACGGCUCGAUCGAGCAGGUCAAGAUUGCGGGCAUCGAGGAGUGUAACUAA
This is a messenger RNA of Ogataea angusta, 1008 nucleotides long. RefSeq lists its product as uncharacterized. Gene Ontology annotation, molecular function: translation initiation factor activity; metallopeptidase activity. NCBI's taxonomy places the organism in Eukaryota, Fungi, Ascomycota, Pichiomycetes, Pichiales, Pichiaceae. The record is from RefSeq and is a predicted model, not a curated record. The transcript has a single exon. The coding region runs from base 1 to 1008 and encodes 335 amino acids. Gene Ontology annotation, cellular component: eukaryotic translation initiation factor 3 complex; eukaryotic 43S preinitiation complex; cytosol.